CUGGCUGUGUACUUUACGUGGGAGGAAUGGCAGAACAUGAACAAUGCUCAGAAGAUCCUGUACAGAGAUGUGAUGCUGGAGACCUACAGCAACCUGUUCUCCUUGGGGCACUGCAUUACCAAACCUGACUUGAUCUUCAAGUUGGAGCGAGGAGAAGAGCCAUGGAUGAUGGAUGAAUGCUUGAAUCAGAGCCUUUCAGUGGUCAUGAAAAGGGAUGACCUGAUUAGGAUCAACCAGGAAAGUCAGGACAAAAAUCUGAAUCAGAAUUUUAUGAAAAAUAACAAGACAUCAGCUCUCAAGAGAAUUGAAUUAAGAAAAACACUUAGUUUAAAUUCAAGCCAUGUUCCAACACUGAUUAUUAAAAAGGGAAUCUAUUCAGGAUUGAAGCCUGAGGAAUGCAAUAAAUGUCACACUGUGUAUCCCCCCAGUGGGCCUGAUCAACUACAGGCUGGAGAGAAAUUUGAUAACACUAAGAUACCUGGAAAAUCUCUCCAGUUCUGUGAGCCUCUUAGUCAGCUUGACAAUAUUCACAUGAUGAAGCAGACAUUUGGACCCACUGGACAAGAAAAAGUCUUCACAAGAAAGAUGUUCUUUAAAUCUGAGAGGGUUCAUAUGGCAGCAAACUUUCACACAGGGCAGAAACCUUGUGAAUCUAAUAAGUGUGGAAAAGCCUUUAUAAAUCAUAUGUUAUAA
Messenger RNA from Oryctolagus cuniculus (rabbit), 693 nucleotides. Lineage: Eukaryota; Metazoa; Chordata; Mammalia; Lagomorpha; Leporidae. The record is from RefSeq and is a predicted model, not a curated record.